Messenger RNA from Neurospora crassa OR74A, 2852 nucleotides. Its product is annotated as hexokinase-2. The coding region runs from base 1400 to 2494 and encodes 364 amino acids. Gene Ontology annotation, biological process: intracellular glucose homeostasis; glucose 6-phosphate metabolic process; glycolytic process. The record is from RefSeq and is a predicted model, not a curated record. Gene Ontology annotation, cellular component: mitochondrion; cytosol. Gene Ontology annotation, molecular function: mannokinase activity; glucokinase activity; D-glucose binding. The transcript has 3 exons. Lineage: Eukaryota; Fungi; Ascomycota; Sordariomycetes; Sordariales; Sordariaceae.
CGGACGAACAGCUUCCCGGGACACCUCCAUGGCUACGUGUCUUUCUAUCACCAGACCGAGGAGCUGUUAUUAAAAAGAUGGCCACGAUAUAUCGGAUGUUUUGCUUGUUGUUGAAUUGAAUACUCUUGGUCAUCGAAAACAAAGGUUUGCUCUCUGCCGUGGCCACAUGGCCCGGUUGAUGAGAUGGAAGGUCUCACCACGCAGGACCUGCUAACAGCAGUAAAACUGUCAGCAAUCUAUGUGCUACAUGCGAGCAACCGCAACCCCGUUGACGCCAUCCAUCCCAACUGGAAACCCCGCAACAUUCCGACGGGAGGUCGUUGAUCACAUCAGCCGUUAUGCCUGCCAUUGUGUUGGGAUGGAAGGCGGCAUGCUGAUUGCUCCCGGGUCUUUGUCACCACUGACUGCACUUGCGAAGUGCUUGCUGGCAAUUCCUAUGAAUGGUUGGUACCUACCUCUACCUCUACCUCUACCUCUAGGUAUAAACUCGGAUGGAUGUGUCCGAUGAUACGUGACAUCAAUCAACCUCCUGGCCCGGGCAGUCUAGUGCGGGAAUGGGCGGAAUGGGUCGUCCUCUGCGACAAUCCACAUCAUCCUCCACAAGCCCAUCCAACUCACUCCUCCCCGAGCCAUGGACUUUACUUGAUUCAACCUAAAGCCCGAGCAAGCGCUCGUGAUUCAUGGACCAUUGCUCCUUCAGAUAAGACUGCCCAGCCGCAAACUAUUGAUUCAACCGCUUGUAUAAAGACAACACAUGCCUCACUCCAGUCAGACCCCUCUCAACCUCUCUUCCAGCAAUCAUCUCAAGCUCGACAAGACAUGACAACGCGAUAACGCCAACUAGCAGCCAGAGCAAGCCCCCUCGACCUCAACUUCAACCAUCAGCAGACACCGAAUUGGCAACAAUGUCGCACUCGGCUGUGACUACCAUCGGCCAGUUCUUGACGCCCUUGGCUCUGGACAAUGCCGUUGCUUUGAAACUCUCCAGGGAAUUCUAUUCCAACUUCAAACACUUGUGUACCGAAUCGCUGAAUCAGUUCCUACCAACUCCCAUUUCCAUGUCCAUCUUGAGGCCUGUGGGACGCCAAAGCACCGGUCGCUUCCUUGCCAUGGACAUGUACGAUACCCCCACAGUGUUCAUGGUUUCCACUCCACCCGGUACUUGAUAUUGACUUUCGACUUUAGUGGUGGUUCAAACUUGAGAGUGGGCUUCGUGGAACUCCUAUCCGAGGGCCAAGAUCGCCGCCUAAAUCGUCUCCUCGAGCAGUCAUGGCCGAUCCUGGAUCACCUCAAACACGAGAACUCAGAACAUCUCUUUGGAUGGGUUGGAGAGCACAUUGCACAGGUGGUUCGGAAAGGGUGUGAAACUUGGGGGUUAUCUUCGGACGAAGAGCUGCCCAUGGGCGUCACCUUCAGCUUCCCCAUGAAGCAGACCUCGCUUUCCGAAGCUACUUUGAUGGCUAUGGGCAAGGGCUUCGCCAUCACAUCAGAUCUAGACCUGGGCGGUCACCUGAUCAAGGGUUACGAACAGCACAGGACAGCCGGCUUACCUCCUUUAAAAAUCGCCGCCAUCACCAACGAUGCUGUGGCUACAUUGGUAUCCUUUGUAUAUCAAUACCCAGCCGCGCCCAAUCAGAAAGCAGCCAUGGGCCUCAUUGUCGGUACUGGAUGCAACGCUACGAUCCCCCUCCAGUUCAGCAAACUGCACAAAAAUAAAUUCCCGGGUCUGAUCAGUGUUCAGCAGGACUGGGACCUUUUGGACGUCGGGAUUGCGGUAAACACAGAAUGGAGCAUCAACGGGUCAGCAUCGCCGCUACGCAUGCUUGGGUUGAUUAGUCGCUGGGACGACGAGCUGGACAAGGCAUGCGAAGCCCCUGGUUUCCAGCCAUUAGAGUACAUGACCGCUGGUCGCUAUCUGGGCGAGUUGGCGAGGCUCAUAUUUGUGGACUUUUUGACCACUGUCCAAGGCGUCCCGCCUGAGGAUCUGCCCCAGGGGCUUCACCAGCGCUUUGGUCUCUCCACAACCUUCCUCAGUCAUUUCUACCCGGGUAGCGACAAGGGUGAUAUUCUGGAGCAGUUACAGAAAGAGUUCGACUUGUCCACGGAUUCGACAUUUACAUGGACAUCCGAUCAUGCGGACACCCUGUAUCACAUAGCCAAGGCUAUCCAAACUCGAGCAGCAGGCAUUGUCGCGGCGGCCACUAUCGGACUUUUGCGCUGCGCUGACGAGCUUCCUGACCCGUCAGAACCAGUUCGAGUUGGCGUCGCUAAUGGUGACAAUGUUGAAGAGCUUGUAGUGGGAUAUACUGGCGGCUGUAUACAGCACUUCCAGGAUUACUUGAAAGACACGCAAGCCUUCUUGGAUUUUAUCACGCAGGAAGAGUUCGCAGCCCAAGGGAAAAGGAUACGUGUGAAACUAGAGCCCUGCCAUGAUGGGGGAAUCACAGGGGCGGGGAUCUUGGUGCCUGCUGCUUUGGCAAGCACCCAGGCGUAGGCCUUCAGUUCUGGUAAUGAAUGUGGUAUGACUUGUUUUGGGAGAAGGGCGGCGUUUGAGGCCAUAGAAGGGAUUGGCAUAUGCUAGAAAGGUUUAUAACUGUUUUACUCGACCGAAAGGUUUUAUCCGCCCACCGCAUCUGAAGGAAGACCAAGUUAUCUCCAGAGAGGAGCUUGACCUGACAAAAGGUGCCUCAGUUACCAUGGCAGAAAGCAGCAAUUAGACUUACACACUCGCACUCCAAUGUACACCCACCACCUUACCAUUCAGAUCCUCGGUUACCGCCUCCACACUUCAAAAUCCCAAGCAAAGAAGGGUUGCAGGAGCGGAAGAAUACUUUUUGGAGAAAAACAAAAAG